UGCACAGAUUUUAUAUUUUAUUUGCUGGACAAUUUUUGUGCAUGAAAUUGUUGGCAUUGAAAACUGCAAACUUUUCGGAGAUAUUUUUCAUACCAUGUAUGUAAAUCAAUCAAUGGAAUACAUCUGUCUUUUUGUUCAACAACAAAAAGUGACUUUUUGACGAAACCUGCAAGCUGAUAUCAACAAAUUUUCUUUGUACAAAUUUUACGAGUUAUAGAAACCACAAAAAAAACCAAGAGAAAGAGAAGAAAGGUGAUCAAGAAAUGACAAUUCAAUACAAGAGUUCUGACACACAACCUAAAUAUAUCUUGCACUUGACUGAUUUGAACUGGCCCAAGUAUGCACCUCUGUCUAUUAGGCAACUGUACCCAGAAAAAAGAUCGGAGCAGAUUCAUUGUGAAUUAGCAGAACUGGGAAACCAAGCAAAUUCAAAUCCACCAGAUCUAGAUGUUGCAUUCGAAGCAAAUUCAGCAACCUCUGAUAGUAUGGAAAGUUUGAGUGUUGUGGAAGAUUCAGGAAACGCAUCAGGUCUUGAGGUUGAAGAACAAGAUGAAGAAAUUCCAUGCCAUAAAGAUGUUGAAAGCGUAGGAAUUGUAAGGCCAAUACCUCAGGACAUUAGUGAAGAAAAAGAAAGCAAUGAAACCUUGGAAGAUAUGGAAACCUUGGCCAACAAUGACAGUGGUAUUUCUGCAGAACCUGACAACUUGCAAGGAGAUACUUUUCCACGAGAGGAAACAGGAAGGGAAGAAAUGAACAGUAGCACUUUAUAAACUGAAACUGUUAAUUGAAUGUGCUACUGUGUACAUAUGGUAGAUAUAAGCAGUUGAACUUACCUAAACCUAAACCAACAAUGGAAAACUACUGGGGGAUUUCCAGUUAAAUGUCUUUUGUUUCAUUGUCACUUUUGAACAAAGAAUAUUUGUUCUAAUAACAACAAUAUAAUUUCUCAUACAUUCAUAAAUCCUAAUGGUAAAGUUCCAUUCAAACAAUUUUUGAAACAUUUCCAAUGAAUUUUAUUAAAACUCUUUGCACUUAAUAUUUUACAAUUUUUACUUUCAUUUUCAUUAAAAAUGAGUUUAUUAUGGUUAUUGAAAGUUUUGAAACCUAUUAAAACAACAUUAUAAUGUUUUAUUGUGUUGAUUGUUAUGAAAUGUUGUACACUCACAGUGUGCUCUAAUAAUGGCUACCCUGUUCUUCAGUGUCAUAUAUACCAAUCUUGAAUUAUUUUGAUGCACAUAAUUUGAAAAAUUUCGUUGUUAUAAAAUGUUGUACACUCACAGUGUACUCUAAUUAUGGGAACUCUAUUCUUCUGUGUCAUAUAUACCAAACUUAACUUAUUUUGGUGCACACUUGGAAAAAUUUCGUUCUUAAUGCAGCAUUUAAUUUUUACUGUACGACUCUUAUUUUUUACCCUUUGUAUGUGCUAAAACUUAACUUCAAAUCGUUCCAUCCAAGUUCAAACUGCAAACUAUCCACUGUAGUUGUACCAUUAGUGCACUAUCUCUGCAUUAUCUAAUAAAUUAUGUAGAAGUGU
This is a messenger RNA of Ciona intestinalis (vase tunicate), 1534 nucleotides long. The record is from RefSeq and is a predicted model, not a curated record. NCBI's taxonomy places the organism in Eukaryota, Metazoa, Chordata, Ascidiacea, Phlebobranchia, Cionidae.